GCACGGGAAAAGCUGCUGAACGCAGCUGUCAAAGCUUUCGUAGCAAAUUGCUCCCUCGGUCACAAUCGCAGUUUUUUCGAGACGACGACGAAGCAGUAACUGCGCGCUGGUCCUAACUUUUCGUUUGCAGUUUGCUAUUACAACACCGCUAGCAAGAUGGCUCUCAGCGAUGCCGAUGUCCAGAAACAGAUCAAGCACAUGAUGGCCUUCAUCGAGCAGGAGGCCAACGAGAAGGCGGAAGAGAUCGAUGCGAAAGCCGAGGAAGAGUUCAACAUCGAGAAGGGCCGCCUGGUGCAGCAGCAGCGCCUGAAGAUCAUGGAGUACUACGAAAAGAAGGAAAAGCAGGUCGAGCUGCAGAAGAAGAUCCAGUCUUCGAACAUGCUGAACCAGGCCCGCUUGAAGGUGCUGAAAGUGCGCGAGGACCAUGUAUCCAACGUGCUCGAUGAAUGCCGUCGUCGUCUCGGCGAAGUGACGAAGGAUCCCGCCCGCUACGGCGAGAUCCUGACUGCCCUCAUCACUCAGGGAUUGCUACAGCUGAUGGAGGCCAAGGUCCUCAUCCGUGGCCGUCAGGCGGACGCUCAGGUUAUCCAGAACGUACUGCCGGCCGCUGUAGAGCUGUACAAGUCCAAGUGCGGCCGUGACGUGGUGGUCACGCUCGAUACGGAAAAUUUCCUACCGGCCGACACGACUGGCGGAGUUGACCUGUUGGCACAGUCGGGACGCAUCAAGGUGGCCAACACUCUCGAGUCCCGAUUGGAGUUGAUUGCCCAGCAGUUGGUGCCGGAGAUCCGUAAUGCGCUGUUCGGUCGCAACAUGAACCGCAAGUUCAACGACUAAGAAGAGCACAAUCCUGGCUGAUGUGUGCUGCUCGCUGUGGUAGCAGAACGUAUGGCCGCCAUCAUCGCAACAACGCAACCCAGCGGCUGCGAUGAUGGAAGGCCCCACACCCACACCCAGAACGCACGUAAAAUCACCAUCCAUUCUUACAUAGAUAUCCUUGUUUCCGCAUGCAAAUAGCAGGUUCUAUAACCGUUACUUAUACUUACCCUGUCCGUCAGCAGCAAUCGCAGGAAGGUCGUUUAGCAUGGUUACUGUAACAUCGUAGUUGAAAGUUAAGCCUCACCCAUCCUUCGCUCUCCGAAGCGACCGUAGAAGCGAACGAUCGAAUGACCCCAACAUCUCCGCCCCCUUUUGCGCCCUAACAUCAUGCGUGUACGAAGGUGUUCUUUUCGCCCCUCCUGGAAGGGAAAAUACUUAAUAAUGGUUGAAUCUUGCGCAAAUUUUUCUAUGCUGAUGCCGAUACCAUCUAGGGCAUUACCAGCAUCUGUUCGGUCCAUCUUGAACAGCGAAAGAACCCACCCUCUUGCACUGGCAGCAAAGGGGGGCACAUUGGAUCGGGAAUACUGUCCCACAAUAAUUCCUCGUCUUCUUAACGGUCGGCCACUUUUCGGAAAGUGGGUGCACAGUGGCAAUUGUGUACCGGUACUUUCAAGUUAAACGCAAUUCACGUCCCUACUAGAAUACGUAUGUUUUGUUUUCUGUACGCACACACAGAUGCAAAACAUAUACAAUCACAAACGUUGAUGCAGAAUUAUAGGAUCUAAGUUUUAUCGGAAACACAUCGUUCGUGAAAAAAAAAAUUGUUGCUACAUAUUAUAAUUGUUUUUAAAUGAUGUUUUGUUUAUUUCCAUUUUCUUAUUAUCCCUGUUUAUCUGCGCACCACUUUAUCACGCCCACACACGCACUUUUUCGCUUGGUAAUGGUUUAUUACGAGGUAGAACUCACACUUUCACAAUGUACGAUUGUUCGCUGUGAAUGGUGCAGUUCCGGAAAUGUCGUAGGUGUCGCAGUAUUUUUGAUCUAUCGUAUGUAUGUUGCAAAUAAUGUCCCUACAAAAAUAUGAUAAUAUUUUUCCAUCGUAAGCUUUUAAGUAAAUCCCACGUCUUUGCUCUAGCGACGUUUGUGUAGCGGGUGCUAUGAGAUGUAUACGUUGGCCAACGUUUCCUUCCUAUUUUUUUUUUGUCUUUCUUGGUGGCACACUUUAUUAGAAGAAGGCACGUAGGACAAGACUAUCCAAACCAUCAGCGAGCGUGUUUGCUAAAUACUGAAACAAAUCGUUAAAAUACAUUCCUUUAGAAAAGAUCAAUACUAAUAGCAGUAGCGGCACGAUUGUUUCAACAACACUCGAUUUCGGCAACCAACACACGGUAACAACAUCUUUCAGUGUGGCCUCUUUCGCUUUUCUUUCACGCCAGCCAAGUCACAUUUUCGGUAGAAAAAGUAAAAGUAAUUGUAAUGUAUGAUAUUGCUCCAUUACAAAGAAUACCAUCUAACAGGUCGUGGCCUGUGGUUCAAUCCGGUGCACUACAUACGUCUCCUUACCGCCAGCAUCUUGCUUUGCGAACACCAAAAUGUGGUUGAAGCUUUUGCUGAUCGUUCGAAGCAAUGGUAUGGAAAUCUGUGUAAUGAUCGUGUUGAACGCGGAAAAUCACGAUCCCAGGGAGCGUUAAAUGAAGUUAAUCGUUUUGUAAAGGUGUGCAUGCGUGUGCAGCCAACAUCCAUGUGAGUCUGUCGUAAAAGAACAAAAUAUAUAUAAGUGUGUCUUGAAGAAAACAUGUUAUGGAUUUGAUCUUUCUUUUUUUCAUUUAUUAAAAUCGAAGUAUUAUAAGCAAACGCUUUCUUCGCGUAAAUGUGUUGCCACCGGCUUUCUUACCGAAAGUAGUAAACCCGGCCAGCAUGAGAUCUUGGCCGUAAAAAGAGAAGGAAGGAUUCGUUUGGAAAGGGUGUACAUUCUCAUAACCACUACCGAGCUUAAGCGGGAUGUUAUUAAGAAAUAAACAAACUAUAUGUAUAUUGGAAGGAAAGUAGAACUUAAUAUAAAGGAAACAAGUAGGAGCAAUGAGAAAAAAUGAAACAAAAAAUCAACACAAAAAAAAACACAGAAAGUAUAUAUAUACAUAAUUAUAGGUAUGAAUAGAUAUUGUUGUAAACGACGAGUAAACGAAACUUAGUUAAUGCAGAAUCGCGCGUUUGAUCACUAGGAGAAACUUGAACACACGUAACAGGAAGCUCAUAAAACAACAACUUUAUGCAACAAAUGUAAUACAGCCAACUCUGGGGGGAGAGGAUGACUUAGGGGGUGGCAUUAGAAGACAAUGACAAAGCACAGCGUUCAAUACUGUACGAUAGAGCGAACAUCAGUAUGUAUGGUAUUCACAUCAACAAAUUCAGCUAUAUUCGCACCGAACGACCGAACGACCAGAAACGCCAGAUAUCUAGUUGAACGGUGAAGGGGAACACGGAAUAACCCACGACGAGAGGGUGCCCUGCAUGGCGCGGUUGCAAUAGAGAAGAUUCUUCUUCCUCUGUCCAACCAUUGCGGUGACCGGUCCCCGCUGGAUUCUUAUAUCCCGCUUCGUUUGAGCAGUGAAUUAUGUGCAAAAAACGUUCACAAUAAAUACACCACGGUAUGGGAUGUACGAUCCAAAAA
Messenger RNA from Anopheles coluzzii, 3490 nucleotides. RefSeq names its product V-type proton ATPase subunit E (gene Vha26). NCBI's taxonomy places the organism in Eukaryota, Metazoa, Arthropoda, Insecta, Diptera, Culicidae. The record is from RefSeq and is a predicted model, not a curated record. Gene Ontology annotation, molecular function: proton-transporting ATPase activity, rotational mechanism. Gene Ontology annotation, cellular component: proton-transporting two-sector ATPase complex, catalytic domain. The transcript is spliced from 5 exons. Gene Ontology annotation, biological process: proton transmembrane transport. Bases 157 to 837 code for a protein of 226 amino acids.